Molecule: messenger RNA, 369 nt
Organism: Oncorhynchus mykiss (rainbow trout)
Lineage: Eukaryota; Metazoa; Chordata; Actinopteri; Salmoniformes; Salmonidae
Source: RefSeq, a predicted model, not a curated record
CAGUUCUACCACUUCAUGCACCACGUGACACCAUGUGACAGGAGAUCAUGAUGACCUUUGACAUGCUAGACUGGAACGCCAGCGGAGAGAUCAGCUCAGUUCUACAUGUUGGUCUGUAUCCUGCUCUGCAGCGAUACCAUGUGGAGAAGAACAUCCUCUUCCGUCACUCCAGGCCGGUGUUUGAGUUGUUGGACAUGGAUGGAGGUCGCACCAUCAGCCCCGCCGAGUUCCAGGCCUUUGGCUUCCUGUUCAACCUCAAGGGACACGCCCUCGAUAAGAUCUUCUACGAGCUCAAUGUCUCCAGAGACGAGGGACUGAAAAAGAUUUGCCAGUAGAUUGUCGACUUGAUGACAACUAAUGAUGACUGCU